Messenger RNA from Labeo rohita (rohu), 3886 nucleotides. RefSeq names its product endoglin (gene eng). NCBI's taxonomy places the organism in Eukaryota, Metazoa, Chordata, Actinopteri, Cypriniformes, Cyprinidae. The transcript has 14 exons. The coding region runs from base 246 to 1925 and encodes 559 amino acids. The record is from RefSeq and is a predicted model, not a curated record.
GUGUUGUUGUGUGAGCAGUGGGAGGGUCAGUGGGGCUGAUGAUGUCAGUGCUGAGGGUUCAGCUGGACUGAAUAACUGACUGAGUGACCGCUGGAGCUGGUCUGCCGGAUCACUGCAGGAGCCGCUGAGUUUCCAGCGCAAGGAAGUAUUGAGUGUGGAAUAUUCUGGUCACUCCUCUGAAAUAUCGGUCACAACUGUUGAAUCCAUCAGAAAAGACACAUUCAUAGCAAACCACACAUCUGAACAUGAGGAGCAUCGCAUGUUUCGUAGCUGUUCUUCUGUGUCUGAGAACUGCAGCUUCAGAUUCCAGUGCAAUCUGUGAGCUGAAGGAUGUACCCGGAAACAGCAAUGAUUGGAUCGUACUGCAGGAAGUGCCUCUGGGAUGCUGGACGAACUUCACCAGUUUGGACGGGAAAGAAGUCCACAUCCUCAAGCUGCUGGCCUCUUCUGGAAGAUUCUCAAUGUUAGAACUCAACGUAACUACGGCAAACCCAUCAGUGGUGAUCUUUACCUCCAGCAGCGCACACACCAUCCUGGUUCAAGACAAUCCCGCAGUAAACAUCUACGUUACAAAUGGGACCUCAAUAACGUUUAUGCUGCCAACUGCAAAACGUCCACAAACAAGUGUUGCCCCGUUCGCAAAUAGCGAUUCUGAGCUUCUGAAAUGGGCAGCAGAGACAUUUGGUGGAGUCACGUCCUUCACCACAGUACAAGAUCCCAAGACCAUCACUUUCACUGGAAUAAAGGGAACACAGAGACCCUCAACGUGUGACCUGCAGGCAGAAACAUCAGCAGAUAAACCGUUCAUUGAGCUGCACCAGGGAUCUCUAGAUGAUGGGCUCAAAUCAUGUUACACAAAGCAGUCUGGAGAACCGGUGCAUGUGAUCAAUAUUCCUGAUGAUGUUAAAAUAAGGCAUGUUUAUGUACAUUUACCAUCCAAGUCUAAUGUGCUCCUAAGAGGUCCGGCAGACACUGAGUGGACAAUCCUGGACAAUCACGAUUUUAAAUUUGUGUCUAACAAUCCUGUAACCUUACGUGGACUGACUUUGCCCUCGAGGUACACAAUCUCAGAUGACCCUAGAGAAAUCAAGAAGAAGGUGUUGUUUCGCUACAACAGCUCCAUCACCAGCUACUCUGAGAUCCGUGUGAACGUGUCACACAUCCAGCUGUGGAUCAGGGACAUCACAGACUCUAAUGAUCUGCUGGUACCAGCAGAAGUGCAGCCCACAACACAAGCACCCAGUUCUUCAUCUUAUCUUCAGAUGCAGCUGUUCUCAUCUCCAGACUACGGGUCACCUCUGGAUCCCAGCAGCAAAGUUCAAAGUGACAAGAGGGUCUAUGCAGAGAUCUCAAGUGAGAGCUUUGGAGGCGUUUCGUUAACCAUUAGGGUCAUCAGCUGUUUGGUUCGCUCCGUGCCAGUGGUGAGGGACAUGCCAUUCAAAGAGGAGGUGUGCUACAUUGACGACUGUCCCAAGAGACUCAGCUUCUCCUUCGAGAUGCUUCAGGACUUGCCAUCCAACUCGUGGGACCUCGAAUGUGCGGUUAAACUUUGUCAUGACCGUGUAAAGUUUUGUACAAACGAAACACAAGUCAAGAGGAAUGUGCAGCUCAAGCCAUAUAUCCCAAACCAAAAUCCGUGUUUUGAGUUCGGACUCUCGGCUGUUCUGGGAAUUGCGUUUGGAGGAUUUCUGAUCGGAGUUCUCCUCACUGGCGCUUUAUGGUUCAUUAAGAUACGCACAGGGCAUCCUGUGGCUCUGGGAAUGAGAUCAACGGCGGCCGAGCUCUCAGUCCUCUCUAUAUCCGGAUGCCCGUGUGGUCUGACCAAACGGCAGCCAGUGCCCACCCACCCGUCUCCGUCUGAGAACAGCAGUGCCAACGCCAGCAUUGGCAGCACCCAGAGCACGCCCACCAGCAGCAUGGCAUAACGCCGUCGCCAUGCGUCCCUUCGCUCCUAAUGCUCUAUCCCUCUCGAAGCCAUCUCGCUCCACACGUCCCAUCGUCCCGAGCGAGAGAAAAAGAGAGGCGGUAGCAGUCCUGAAACGUUCCCUGUACCUCACAAUACUCCAUUCGCUCACCCGGCUACGGGAAGUCAGUGGGGACUAAGAACAAAAAAAGAAAAAGCUUGGCUCCCAAAGACAGGAAAAACAAUGCAUAACCCCCAGGAACUAACAGGAAAUUCGUCGCAUUCUUGCGCCGGUGCCUCUCUGAUGGAGGCGAAAUAAGAUUUCACAGACAAACAGCGGUCUGACGCAUCAGUUCGCUUUCAGACAUGGCUAAAUGCGGCUCAAAGAGACGAGCGAACAAACGUCAGACUGCCUCCAAUUACUCAGCCAAGGACUGACAAGAUGAAACAUUCCAACAAAUCAAACUAUUGGACAUGAGCAUAAAAGGAAACACAUUUUUAUUUUUAGAGUUCUUACUGAAAAGGCUGUCCCACAUGGGACAGAUUGGGAAAUGGCUACCUCGGAGUCUCUGUGGAUGUAGAUUUGUUAAGUAUUUGUUUGACCAUAACUAGAAACAGUGGCUGAAUCUCAUGAAAAAUGUCAAUUCUGUUUAACCCCCCAAAUCAAUAGAAAGAUAAAAAAAAAGACAAAAGCGAAUUUUGUAGGACUGUUUCAGGACCUUUUUUGCAAUGUGACAUUUUCUUCCAAUCUCACUGUUAUUGCUGAUAUGUUUGGAAAAAAAAAAUAAUAAUAAUAAAAUAAAUAGAUGUGUGUGUGUGUAUAUCCUAAAAAAGGAUUGAUUUUCUAUAUUCAAAAUGUCUUCUUUUAAUUAUGGGGUGAAAUACGACAAAAACAUUUUUUCAUGAGAUUCAUUUAUUUUUAUUUUUAUUUUAGUUUUUUUUUUUUUAAUUUUGUAACUUUGUUGUCAUUGAGUGACAAAUAUAUUUUAUUAAUUACUUAGGUAAUUGAGUAAUUUUGAAGAGAUUGUUUGUGUGUGUGUCUCUGUUAUGUAAAUGCUUUAAUCAGUGAAUUCAGUCAUAACUUUGUAGUUUUCGUAAUUGAUAACCCAUCUAAUUUUUUUUUUUUUUUAACAAAUUGAAUGUUGGAAGUAGAAGAAAAACGUGUCCAGUAAAAAAAGAGUCCGACAAAACCAAAACUCUCUUAUGAUGUAGCUUAUUUUACAACAGUAUACUGUAUACUACACAUUGCAUGUGUAUUUAUUCAUAUAUUUGUACAGUAGAUUACAUUUAUUUGUCUGUUUAUAUGAAAAAAAAAAAGCAACUGAUAAUAUAAAGUGGGUCAAAAAUGGAAGGGUGUAUCCUCAGUAACCAUCAUGUCAUUCCAAGCUUGUAUGACUUUCUUUCAUCUGUGGAUCACAAAAGGAGAUGCUUAGCACAAUGUUCACACUGCUCUUUUCCAUACAGUGUACGCAGACAGUGAGACAGGAGCUGUCAGCCUCUCAAGAGGACAAAAACACCAUAAAAGUAUUAAUUAUAACCACAUCCCAAGUCUUUUGAAGCCAUUAGAUUAGAAACAGAGCCAAGUUGAAAUUAUUUUUAAGACAGAGAGGAGUAUUUUCAGUGUGCAACAGCUUAAAUUGGGGUGUAUUGCUGAAGUGUGUAUGAAGCGUACUGCUGUGAACUGUUCCUUUAACAUCAGGUGGAUGUGAAAAGCAGAAAAAUGCCACUUGAGCAUUUGUGCAAUAUCUUUGGUAUUACUUUAUGUUCAUAUAAUUGUUUGUGUCUGUAUAUUACAUUUUUAUACUGCAACUGUAUAUUAACUCAGCAUUAGUACUGCAUUUUCUGUUUUUUUUUCUAGAAUGAUUCCAUUUAAAGCACUUACAGUAUGGUCAUAAUCUAACGUCAUAUUUCUUCUGUUCUCCGCAUUCUGAAGAAUCAUUUUAACCCGGUUGGACAUACUUUAAAUUAAAUGAUGAAACAAUG